AUGACUAGCGCCGCCAGCAACUGCAAAAUUGAUCUGCUCGAGUCUCCGUUCGUCAGCACCUCGGUAAGAAGAAUAAGUACUUGAAAUACAUAAAAUUCUCAAUUUCAGACGAUUAGCUCGACCAAUUCCGUUCAAUUCGAAGUCGACAUUGCCGACUACGUCAACCCACCACGUGCAGAGCCGGUUGACAACGAACCGAAGGGAUACGUGAGUUUGAGCAUUAGUUUUUGUACUUUCUGCUGGUUUUCUUGCAGUGUGCUAUGGUUGCAAAAGCUUUUGUCUCGCUUUUCAUCGGUCUAACCAUUCUCGUUGGCGCUGCUUCGUGGACUACUUUUGACUAA
Molecule: messenger RNA, 341 nt
Organism: Caenorhabditis sp. 36 PRJEB53466
Lineage: Eukaryota; Metazoa; Nematoda; Chromadorea; Rhabditida; Rhabditidae
Source: the annotation of a GenBank genome assembly